Molecule: messenger RNA, 500 nt
Organism: Juglans regia (Persian walnut)
Lineage: Eukaryota; Viridiplantae; Streptophyta; Magnoliopsida; Fagales; Juglandaceae
Product: chlorophyll a-b binding protein, chloroplastic-like
Exons: 3
Coding region: 1-399 (132 amino acids)
Biological process (GO): photosynthesis, light harvesting in photosystem I; response to light stimulus
Cellular component (GO): membrane
Source: RefSeq, a predicted model, not a curated record
AUGGGAUCCAUUGCAUUAGUGCAGCAUGCCCAUUUACUUACCUUUAUACUCACAACCACUCUCUUCAUCAUCGAGCUGAUCUUGAUCAGCUGGGCCGAGGGAAGAGACUGGGCAGACAGCAUCAAGACAGGGUCUGCAAACACAAAGAUCUUCACAGACAACAAGUUCACAGGGAUAGAUGUUGGCUAUCCUGGAGGACUUCGGUUCGACCCACUUGGGUGGGGAACCGGUACUUCUCCUGAGAAGAUCAAGGUGUUGAGGACAAAAGAAAUCAAGAAUAGGUGGUUGGCAAUGUUGGAUGUGAACCUGGUCACGCCACUUUUUUUGCUGCUUUCACCCACUCAAGUGAGGAAGAUUGCUGUAUAUGACUGCAAACGUGAGACGGACAAUUACGAGUAAUCGAUUUUUACUCAAGUAGUUGGUUUAAAAGAUGUGUGCAUUUUCAGUAGUGUUUGUAUCAGUGGAACUUGUGUUAUGUUUGAUCAUGUCUUCCAACAGAA